GGGAGAGAGGGAGAGGACAGUAAGGAGAAAGGGAGGGAGAGAGAAAGGCAGCGUGUGACGGCUGCUGUGGAUCAGAAAUAAAGUCAGGCAACUAUCUGGAGCAGCAUGACUCUUUUAACACUUGGACUGUACCUGCCGCUGUGGUUUUGUUAUGGCAUGGCUCAAUCAUCUUUUCUGGAGAGCUUUAUUUCAUUCCCAGCAGCUCUCAGAAUCCAGGAGCAGCAGAAGAGAUUCAGCCCAUGCUGUUUACUGAGUCCGCCUCCACCCCCACUGUUUCCUCCACCCCCUUCACUUUGGCGCCGCCACACUCCUAAUUGUAUUAUUAUUUUCAUUCUACAGACUGAGGACAAUGUAUAUAACAGUGGUGAGACGGGCAAUGAGAACAAAGGUUCUUCUUGUGUCCAAGGCCCCCGUGGGCCUCCUGGUUCCCCUGGACUUGAGGGUCCACCUGGAUUACCUGGGAUAGAAGGGCCCAAGGGAGAGAAGGGAGAAAUCGGAAGACCUGGACAAAAGGGUCGGACAGGUCCCCCCGGACUUCCUGGGAAGCAGGGACCAGCUGGAUGGCCGGGACCAACUGGGCCCAAAGGUGAAAAAGGUGACCCCGGGCUGAUGGGUUUGCCUGGAGCCAGAGGACCAAUUGGGCCACGGGGUUUACCUGGGUAUAAAGGGGAAAAGGGUACCCGAGGCGAUCGUGGUGAGAGUGGAGUGAAAGGCGACAAGGGUGCAAUGGGUUUCCCAGGAAUGCUUGGACAGAAAGGUGAAAUGGGUCCAAAAGGAGAGCCUGGAAUCUCAGGAAACCGAGGACCCACGGGCCGACCGGGGAAGAGAGGCAAGCAGGGAACGAAAGGAGACACAGGCAGUAUUGGUCCCAUGGGUCCUGCAGGUCCACAGGGACCUGCAGGCCACCCAGGUCCUCCUGGUUCACCUGCCACAGGACUGUAUAUGGUUGGAACAAAGGGUGCACGAGGUCCACCAGGGCCUCCUGGAAAGUGUGGCUGCAGCUCGCUCAGUAGUUCCCCAUUUGAUGAUUAUUCUUCUCGAGGAAACUACCCCAAAGUACCAGCGAUAUUUGUUGUGAGCAACGAGGAAGAACUGGAGCGCCUUCACACAGAUAAUGCUCUUGCAUUCCGCAAAGACCAGCGGUCUCUCUAUUUCAAAGACAUUGAUGGCUGGCUGCCAAUCCAGACUUUUCCAUUCCAGCUUACACCGUUCCAGUCCAUGGAAAACGCACCUGACGAUGAAGGUUACUGUGGUGAUGGGAUAGUGCAGAUUUCCAGUGGGGAGGAGUGCGAUGACAGAAACAGGGUUGUCACCGACGGCUGCGUCAAGUGUAAACAUGCAUACUGUGGAGACGGAUACCGGUACGAGGGAGCUGAGGAGUGUGAUGGAAAGGACUUUGGAUACCAGACAUGUAAUUCAUAUCUUCCAGGGUCAUACGGUCACCUCAAAUGCACACCAUACUGUGUUAUUGACUCCACCAACUGCAAGUACUUCACUUGAGGUGGAAGCUGGACAGUGCAGCGGUAUCCUCUGUGUGUUAUUUGCUUGACACAUAACAGGAAUAUUCUCACGCAAAAAAAAUAAAAUAAUGCUCCAAGCAAGAGACUCUGAAGGUAGAGGCAGCCAAUGAUUCUGAAAAAACUAAACACAUAUAUAUAACUCCUCUGUAUUGCUGCUGAGAUGCCACGUAGCUCCCUGGAGUUUUACUCAGUCAGUGGCGGUGAAAACCUUCACCCACACAUAGGAAAUGCACAGGACAACUGCACUCUGUCUUAACAAGCAGGACUUAAGACCGGCCUCCUCACCAUGACAGUGCACAGCAUUUGCAUGAGGCUGGGAUUACUGAGACCAUGACAGCAGCUGUCACUAUCCAAGCAUGUAACCCAUCACUUUACUUAUUAUUUCCGCAACAAGGUUCACACUGUGUAGUCUCAAUAUCACAUCAAGAAUUUCAGUUGUAAAGGUAGAACCAGACAUAUAGUCAGAAGUAUGUAUGGUUAGGGAUGGAGAUAGAAGUGCAUAUAGUGCACUUGUAAUAUUUCAGUGUGACUGUUACACCAGGAGGCCACUACUUCAGAGGCCGACUUGGCUUGUGGUGGUCCCUUGACAGGGACAUUCAGUCUGGACAAGGUUUCAUAAAUCCAAAAAAAUUUCUCAGGAACCAACAGGUAAUGUAGCUUCCACGCAGCGCCUUUCACAGGCCUCCUCCACUACACUCUUUGUAAAUGAAGUGGCAGUGACUGUACGCUGAAGCACACAGGUAACUCAGACAAGAGCUUUAAAGUAUCAACAAUGUGCAGUCCUCUGGGUACGAGCGAGUUUCUUCCCUGUGCUUCAGUGAGAAAUGAAAUAUACUGUAUGUGAAGGCUUGAAACUGUUAUGUUCUUAAUUUUCUCACUGCACAGGAAAGGCUGGACUAGUCUGUAGCUGCUAAAGGGAGGAGGAAUUUCAAUUCCAGUCUGUUCUAUGGUCAUUACUGUAUUUACUCUAAUACCUCUUUAUCCAGUCUUUCUGUCUUACAGUAUAUACAGCAACAGUCAAACUCAACAGUUAACUUAACAGUGUAGAUGUAGUCCGCUGUGCGUUGAAGCACCAAGGGUGGAAAUGACGUUGCCGAUAUAAGCUGACAUUUUCCAUAAGCUACUGUAUAAGUCGCAGUGCCAAGGGAGGCCUUUUCUCAGCCAUACUUGUAGAUGUAGUCAGGUGUUCUCAAGUGAUUCUUCUGUAAAAGCAAAACGACUGUUACUAUAUUGUCUCCGCAUGCUUGUGAUACCGCGCUAAUGAGCGUGAAACGCUUCCACUUUGUCAGACAUUGUUUUGUAAAUCAUUGCAUUCAUCAGCAUAGCAGGUGUCUUAAGAGAUAUCAGUCUUGCUCUGCCCAGAGUGUAGAAGUACUGUAUGUAUGACACACCGUAUAUGAUAGUGAUGGACUGUGCCAUGCACAAAGCCGAAAUACCUUUUGGAAACUAUGUUGAAUGUUCUAUCUGUAGCCUGUGCUGCUGUGCUGUGUCCUGUACUGUGUAUGCACAACAAUGCUGAAACAUAACAUGCAUGUGGUGUAACGUACUGUAAGGCUUUCUGAAAUAUAGUAUGCACUGUGAAUGGGAUAGUGAAAGUUCAUUUUGUGUCAUUGUUCUGAUAUGAUUUAUACAAUAGUUGUGGUUCAUUUGAAAUAGAAAUGAAAAUAAAAUGGGAAU
Larimichthys crocea (large yellow croaker) is the source of this 3197-nucleotide messenger RNA. RefSeq names its product collagen-like tail subunit (single strand of homotrimer) of asymmetric acetylcholinesterase (gene colq). The coding region runs from base 106 to 1500 and encodes 464 amino acids. Lineage: Eukaryota; Metazoa; Chordata; Actinopteri; Sciaenidae. The record is from RefSeq and is a predicted model, not a curated record. The transcript is spliced from 17 exons. Gene Ontology annotation, molecular function: extracellular matrix structural constituent conferring tensile strength. Gene Ontology annotation, biological process: extracellular matrix organization.